Messenger RNA from Carya illinoinensis, 507 nucleotides. RefSeq lists its product as uncharacterized. NCBI's taxonomy places the organism in Eukaryota, Viridiplantae, Streptophyta, Magnoliopsida, Fagales, Juglandaceae. The transcript is spliced from 2 exons. The coding region runs from base 1 to 507 and encodes 168 amino acids. The record is from RefSeq and is a predicted model, not a curated record.
AUGGAGAGUUUUAGAAGAAUGAUAGAUGACUAUACCUUAUUAGAUCUGGGUUAUGAAGGAAUCAGUUUUACAUGGUGGAACAGCAAAGAAAGGGUUAAUGCUAUUCAUGAAAGACUAAAUAGAGCCCUAGCAAAUAAUGCAUGGUAUCAUAACCCUAUUGUGCUACAAACUAAGGGUUGUCUGCAAAAGUUUAAGGGCCAAAAGCCUUUCAGGUUUGAAGCAGUCUGGACAGAAAGUGAAGAAUGUGGAAAGGUGAUUGAGAAGGCUUGGCAAGUUUAUUGUGAUGAUGGACCUAUUGGAGAGGUGGUGAAUAAGAUUUCGAGGUGUAGUGACAGUUUGCUAAGAUGGAACAAAGCUAGUUUUGGAACAUUCCAAAAGAGAUUAAGGAUGGCUAGAGUGCAACUAGAGAAGAUCCAAGCUAAGAACUUAAGAACUCCAAAUAGAGUAGCAGUACAACAAGCAAGAGAGGAAGUACAAAUAUGGUUGGAGAGGGAGGAAAUACUUUAG